AGCUGUCACAGCCGGUGUUAAUGAAUAACUGGGAGAGCCAACCGAAGCGCUGUUGUCCUCAGCUCACAGCGCACCGCACAGCACAAUGAAACAGCGCGUCUGAAGAUUUACCAAGGAGUUUCCCAACCAGAGAGACCAAUCAUGGUUGAGAUAAGCAGGUCGCUCCUCUUGAUCGCUCUUGUUACCGUGGCGGCCGCAAACCGUGUGUACGUGCACCCCUUCGGCCUGUUCGCCCUGGGCAACGGCAGCUGCAAGAACACCGAGGCCCCGGCGGCGGUGCCCCUGGAAACCGUACCCCUGGCGUCGAUCGAAGACGGCGUGGAGCCCGACCCUGUGUACGCGAACACAGAGCAGAAGGGGAAUGUCACCCAGACGACCGCGGUCCUCGCGCAGCUCCUCAACUUCCUGGGCCAGCGGCUCUACAAUGUGUUGAGGGCGCAGAAGGCCCCCAACGCCCUCUUCUCCCCCGUGGAGGCCUACGGGGCCCUGGUCACCUUCUACCUUGGGGCCUGGGGGGACACGGCCAGCCAGCUCCAGAAGCUCCUGGGGCUGGAGAGUGAGACGGCCUCUGCGGACUGCCUGUCGCAGUUCGACGGGCACAAGGUGCUGCGCACGCUCCGCUACAUCAACGGCCUGAUCGACGGAACAACGGACGAGCUCCGGACGCAGGCCUGGGUCUUCAGUGCCGCCAACCUGUCGGAGAGCUUCGUCCGGGGAGUCUGGGAAUUCUCUGACACCUCCUACACCCGAGCAGUGGACAUCUCCCAGUCCAUGCGCGCCCAAUCCCAGCUCAACGACUUCAUGGAGAAGACAUCGCCAUGGAAAACCAAACUCCUGUUCCAGGACAUAAACUCCACCUCUGACCUCCUGUUCGCCAGCUCCAUGCAUUUCAAGGGGAAGUGGAGGACAAUGUUCAGACCAGAGGCAACGUCCCUGCAGGAGUUCUGGAUCGAUGACAAGACCAGCGUCACGGUUCCUCUCAUGACCCACAAAGGAAUAUACAGCUACCUGGACGACAAGCGCAGGAAGUGCACGGUCCUCAAACUGCCCCUGAGCAGACAUGCCUACAUGCUUCUGGUUCUGCCGUACGAGGGGGCCCAGAUGGACACCAUUGAAGACAAGCUCAUAGUUCACAUCUCAGAGUGGACCCAGCACCUAAAGGAAGGGCUUCUGGAGGUCUCUCUCCCCAAGCUGUCCCUUAACGUGGUGAAUGAUCUGCAAAGUAUCCUCACUAACUUGGGGCUGCCCAGUCUGCUGGGCACAGGGGCCAACUUCAGCCACCUCAGCAGAAAGGAGAACUUCACUGUGGGCGAGGUUUUAAAUGAGGUGGUGUUCGAGACAUCUGAGGAGGGAUCGGAGCAGCAGGACGAGCCCAAGGGCGCUGAAGCAGCGAUGAAGCUGACAGUCAACAGGCCCUUCUGCUUCGCCAUCGUAGAGGAAAGCUCCAGUGCUCUCCUCCUGCUGGGGAGAAUAGGGAACCCUGUAAAAUGAGCAUGCUCUGAACCUCAACGCUGUAUGGCUGAACACACACACACACACACACACACAAACAGGCUAUGGACAGCAAGUCAGGGGGAAGACACCAGCAGAACACUUACACUGAUGCCAUUCCAGCAUGCAGAGAACCAAAGACUGCUCAAUUUAAGGCCAAACCACUCAUAUUCCACAUCCAGAACUCACUUUGCUCAAAGUAUUGGUACAGCCCUUACCUCACUGUUGGACAGACUUCAGGAAAUAUCAUGGAUUCUUUAACUGGCUGUAAGAGUGAACUUAUUUCCAUUGGGUUGAUCAUCUUACAUUGUAUUUUACCACUGAACUCAAGUGUUGUAGCUAUGGGGUCCUGGGGUACAGGCAGUAAACCCCAUCAGAUACAGUACAUGUAGACCUAAACUGUUCAAGUAAAAAAUUCUCAUAAUAUGGAAUAGCUAAAUGUUUACGUUAUCUAAAUGAUGCUCUCAAAUUCUCUUCUCCCAAAAACUGCAUUCAUAUAUAAAUGGUACAAUAACCAUUGUUAAACUUUAUCUGUGCAUCGGUCUGCAGCAUGAAUCAAUUAGUAUUACACAUUCAAACUGUGUGCUCAUAGUUUCUGGCAACUGUGCAGUAGUUAAUUUUCUGAAAAGAGAAUAUUGAGACAUUUAUAACUGUGUACCCAUCAACAACGCUGUGCACACAAUAAUCGGUAGCCAUGAAAUUAACUGAGCUAAUAAAGCUACGCAUUAAUUGCGCGUGAAAUAUGACAGGAAACAAUUCUGCAAGUUCUUCCUCGUGUAUAAGUGAUGAUCUACAGAUCAGAACAAUGCUUCCGUCUCCCACUGCAUUUUUGACUUUUUUUUAAAACACCGGUUCACCUCGUCACCAAAAUAAAGCCACUCUGGAUUCACUCUACAUUCACAA
This is a messenger RNA of Anguilla rostrata (American eel), 2394 nucleotides long. RefSeq names its product angiotensinogen-like. The coding region runs from base 142 to 1491 and encodes 449 amino acids. Gene Ontology annotation, biological process: regulation of systemic arterial blood pressure by renin-angiotensin; regulation of apoptotic process; negative regulation of endopeptidase activity. The transcript is spliced from 5 exons. The record is from RefSeq and is a predicted model, not a curated record. Gene Ontology annotation, molecular function: serine-type endopeptidase inhibitor activity. NCBI's taxonomy places the organism in Eukaryota, Metazoa, Chordata, Actinopteri, Anguilliformes, Anguillidae.